AUGUUUCGAGGGAUGCGGAGGAGCAGGACAACCUCUAACUCGUCCUCUGAAUCGUAUGACAAGUCCAUGUCAUCGUCUUCUAUGUUCCCCUCCCCUCCGUCCCCGUCCCCCUCCCCUUCCUCCUCCUCGGCUUCUCCUCCCUCUCCUCCCUCUCCUCCCUCUCCUCCUGCUCCUCCUGCUCCUCCUGCUUCUCCGGCUGCCCCGAUCCCCCCACCUUCCCCGGUUUCGCCUCUCUCCACCCCGUCGUCCUCGUUUUCCUCGUCUGCUAGUGAGGCAGCGGCACCGGCAGCAGCAGCGUCGAUUGGGAAGUCAAAAUCCGAGCCCAUCACCACUGCUGCUCGUGCUGCUGUCCACACCACCGCUCUCGUUACUGUCACUGCCGUCCCCUACAUUUCUCCCGUUACUGUCAGCAAUGUUAGUGCCAUCCUCCCUCUGCCCGUCCAAUGCAGCCUCUCUGCUGCCAACCCCAACGCUACUCUUACUGCUGCUGAUGCUGCUGCUGCCGCUGCUGCUGCUGGAGACUGA
This is a messenger RNA of Closterium sp. NIES-65, 525 nucleotides long. NCBI's taxonomy places the organism in Eukaryota, Viridiplantae, Streptophyta, Zygnematophyceae, Desmidiales, Closteriaceae. The record is from the annotation of a GenBank genome assembly.